CUUUGUGCGGAAGGAUACGGAAGUCGCCCUAAAUGGCAGUAAACUAAAGACAGACAUUUUGUUGGAGACUGUUGAUUCUUAUUUUGCCAAUUUUCCAUCAUUUUCUGGCUAAUCAAUGCAGAUUCCGCCGGUGAGGUGAGAGUAGAAGAACAACAGCUUGACAUAGAGGGCAGUUUUAGCGAGAUCAGCGUCGAUUUGGUGCUGUUUUAGCCGUCGACACAGCCGGUCCUUUCUUGCCAAAAAUAGCAGCGAACGCAAGUGGCCAAAAUGUCGCUGAAAAGCAAGAAGGACACCAAGAUGCGAAUCAGGGCCUUUCCCAUGACUAUGGAUGAGAAGUAUGUGAACAGUAUCUGGGCCCUGCUGAAGAACGCCAUCCAGGAGAUACAGAAGAAGAACAACAGCGGUCUGAGUUUUGAGGAGUUGUACAGGAAUGCCUACACCAUGGUGCUGCACAAACAUGGGGAGAAACUGUACACAGGCCUGAGGGAGGUGGUCACUGAACAUCUCGUCAACAAGGUGCGAGUGGACGUGUUGGAGUCCCUGAAUAACAACUUCCUGCAGACCCUGAACAGUGCGUGGAACGACCACCAGACAUCCAUGGUCAUGAUCAGGGACAUCCUCAUGUACAUGGACCGAGUGUAUGUCCAACAGAAUGGAGUGGAGAAUGUGUACAACCUGGGGCUGAUGCUGUUCCGUGACCAGGUGGUCCGUUAUGGCUGUAUUAGGGACCACCUCAGACAGACCCUGCUGGACAUGGUGGCUCGUGAGCGCAGGGGAGAGGUCGUCGACAGGGGAGCGGUGAAGAAUGCGUGUCAGAUGUUGAUGAUCCUGGGUAUCGAGAGUAGGCAGGUUUAUGAGGAGGACUUUGAACAGCCUUUCCUGGAGCAGUCUGCAGAGUUCUAUAGGUUGGAAAGUCAGAAGUUCCUAGCAGAGAACAGUGCUUCUGUCUACAUCAAAAAGGUGGAGCAGAGGAUCAAUGAAGAGGCAGAGAGAGCCAAACACUACCUGGAUAAAACCACAGAGGAACCCAUCGUUAAAGUACUGGAGGAGGAGCUCAUCAGCAAGCACAUGAAAACUAUUGUAGAUAUGGAGAACUCAGGAGUGGUCCACAUGUUGAAGAACAACAAGACGGACGACCUGGCCUGCAUGUACAAGCUGUUCAUACGCGUGCCGGACGGGCUGAAGACGAUAUGCGAGUGCGUCAGCAAGUAUCUUAGGGAGCAGGGCAAGGCCAUUGUCACAGAGGAGGGGCAGGCCGGCGAGCCCAAAAACCCCAUCACAUAUGUACAGAGCCUGUUGGAUCUUAAGGAGAGAUUUGACCACUUCCUUCACGAGUCCUUCAGCGAUGACAAAGUGUUUAAGCAGCAGGUGUCGUCGGACUUUGAGUACUUCUUAAACCUGAACCAGAAGUCUCCUGAGUACCUGUCUCUGUUCAUCGACGACAAGCUCAAGAAGGGAGUCAAGGGGUUGACAGAACAGGAGAUAGAGAACAUCCUGGACAAGACGAUGGUUCUGUUCCGCUACCUUCAGGAGAAGGAUGUGUUUGAGCGGUACUACAAGCAGCACCUGGCUCGCAGGUUACUCAUGAACAAGAGUGUGUCAGACGACUCAGAGAAAAACAUGAUCUCAAAACUCAAGACGGAGUGCGGCUGUCAGUUCACCUCUAAGCUGGAGGGAAUGUUCAAGGACAUGUCCAUCUCUAACUCACUCAUGGAUGACUUCAAGCAGCAUCUACAAAACACAGGGACGACCUUGAGCGGGAUAGACCUGAGUGUGCGAGUCCUGACCACGGGAUUCUGGCCGACUCAGUCCUCCUCACCAAAGUGUAACAUCCCUGUACAAGCCAGGAACGCCUUCGAAACGUUUAAGAGGUUCUAUUUAGUAAAACAUAGCGGCCGUCAGCUGACGUUGCAACAUCACAUGGGCUCAGCUGACCUCAACGCAACAUUUUAUGGACCUAAAAAGGAGGGAGGAGGCAGUAAUGUAAGGAAGCACAUUCUCCAAGUCUCCACCUUCCAGAUGUGUGUUCUCAUGCUCUUCAACAACAGGGACAAACUCACUUACGAGGAAAUCCAGAGUGAAACAGACAUCCCUGACCGAGACCUGACGCGAGCGCUGCAGUCGCUGGCCCUCGGGAAGUCUCAGCAGCGCGUCCUUGUCAAGGAGCCCAAGGUGAAGGAGAUCGAGCCUUCACACCAGUUCUACAUCAACGACCAGUUCACAUCCAAACUGCACAGGGUCAAGAUUCAGACAGUGGCAGCGAAGGGUGAGUCGGACCCGGAGCGUAAGGAGACGAGGAACAGGGUGGACGAGGACCGGAAACACGAGAUCGAGGCGGCCAUUGUUCGAAUCAUGAAGUCUCGCAAGAGGAUGCAGCACAACGUUCUGGUAGCAGAGGUAACUCAACAAUUGAAGGCGCGGUUCCUACCGAGUCCGGUGGUCAUCAAGAAGAGAAUGGAAGGUUUGAUCGAGAGAGAGUACCUGGCUAGAGCUCCAGAGGAUAGGAAAGUGUACACAUACGUCGCCUAGAGAGGGUACCGGACUGGAGAUAUUAGGGUGGGGGAGGGGGGCUGGACGGGUUUAGCCAAUUUUGGUAUGAUUUUUUUUUGGAAGGGGGGGGGAAGGAUGUGUGAAGAAAGGUUUAAAAAAAAUUGUAGCUGAAUUUCUGUGCAUGGCAGAAGAGCAGAAAUCGAAGAAGAAGAAGGGGAACAUCAUCUUGUUUGUUCCUGAAUAAGUUUGUAUCAGACUUUAACCGAGUAUGAUGUUCAUUUUUGGGGAGGGGGAGUUACAAUCAGUUACAUAGUUAGUCCUUAGAUACACAUGGAAAGGGGUUGCAGAUAUAAGAGAGGGAGGUUUUAAACGUGAGCCUGCACCCCCCUAUCUGAAGACGUGGUAUAUCCCAUGGCUACACCAUCAGACAGUUGGAAACUAUGUACAUGUAUAUGUUGAAUACACAGACACACUUGUAUAAUUACCAAAUAAAAAAGAGGCAAUUUCUAUACCGGAUAUACUAUAGCGUAGCGACAGUGUACACACAUCGACAUGGUCUUUAUUUACCCUGACACCCCCUGCUGUACAAUGGAACCAGCCAUAUUUCUGCAACUGUCAUCCAGGAGUGGAAGGGUCUAUUCCUGGAACAGGGGUGAUGGGGGUGAUCCUUUGUUACAUUUGCUUGCCUUGCAACAGCAGUAUAAAUAUAGAAUCUGUUGUCUACAA
Molecule: messenger RNA, 3216 nt
Organism: Branchiostoma belcheri (Belcher's lancelet)
Lineage: Eukaryota; Metazoa; Chordata; Leptocardii; Amphioxiformes; Branchiostomatidae
Product: cullin-3-A-like
Exons: 17
Coding region: 268-2529 (753 amino acids)
Biological process (GO): ubiquitin-dependent protein catabolic process; protein ubiquitination
Cellular component (GO): Cul3-RING ubiquitin ligase complex
Molecular function (GO): ubiquitin protein ligase binding
Source: RefSeq, a predicted model, not a curated record